This is a messenger RNA of Zootoca vivipara (common lizard), 6304 nucleotides long. It is a transcript of the gene LRRN4CL, whose product is annotated as LRRN4 C-terminal like. Lineage: Eukaryota; Metazoa; Chordata; Lepidosauria; Squamata; Lacertidae. The record is from RefSeq and is a predicted model, not a curated record. Gene Ontology annotation, molecular function: protein binding.
UUAGGAAGAGGUUGUGAAGGGGGGCGAUGAGAUCAUCCCACGAGGAGGAUAUAAAAGUUUGGGUUUUUGGCUUCGCAAGAGGCCACCACUUUGCUAGUUCCCGGCAGGCCAGCGCAAGGAGCUCUUGCUUAUCAUUUCCACGGACACCACAAAUUGCUCCUCAGCCUUGGGGCGGCACUUAAUUGUGCCCCCACCCCCAUUAUACAGGCAGCUUUUGAUACACACGCACCACAUUUCAGCACCACAGGCUUUUGGUCCUUGCCUGGGGGUCCUGUUAUUAUUCCUGAAAACAGCUCCAUCGUUCUUUCAUCAAGGGGGAUUCCUGCUACCUUGCAUCCUUUGGGUAAUAACUUGUUGCAGAGACCCUUCCCCGGCCGCCUGUUGCCUAGCAACCAAAAGCAGACAUCCACCAUCCAGGAGCCAUGCAAAUCCCGGGGCUGUUUCUGGUAGCGGCUUGGAUCCUGACCCUCUGCCCCCAGGCAUCACCGACAAGCAUGGGGCACCCUUUGCCCGUGCCCCUGAAAGAGAGCCCCCUCUCCCCUCACCCCUCGGGGAGCAACGCCCCAGCGGUGAGCAAAGACAGGACCUCCCCGCCUGAUCCAGUCAAACCUCCUCUGGAUUAUCCUGACUAUCAACAUUACGAUGAUUACGACUACCCUCUGACCUCAGAGCCGCAGACACCCAGCCUCCCUCAGCCGCCCCAUCACCUUUGCGAAUACAACCCCUGCCAGCACCUCCAAGUACCCUGCGCGGAGCUGAGUAGGGCUAGCGGGUGCUUGUGCCCGGGGGUCACCGGCCCGGAUGUGCCCCCUGAGCCGCCCCGCCUGCAGACGGUCCACACGAGUGAGGUGGGAGCGAGCAUGCGCUGGUGUGCGCCUUCCUCCACAGUGCAGGAGUACCGCUUGCGCUAUCAGCUAGUCGGCGGGGACUUCCUCUCCGGCCCGGCCCUCAACAACACUUUCCGCUUGGCGGCUGUCUCAGGGUUGCUGCCAGAUCACGAGUACCUGUUCUGCAUUGUGGCAUCCAACCGGGCCGGAUCCAGCCCCACGGACGAUGGCACCCGGCAGCACGGGCCGUGCCGCCUCGUCCGGACCCCUGCCCACCAAAUGCCCUACGUCUACAUAGCUGCAGGGCUGGCCGCCACCCUCAUCCUUGUGGUCAUCUCUGCCUUGGCCUGGCAUUUCUGCGUCCGCAACAAGAGGAAGCAUCCUCACCGAGGGUCGAUGGACAACAUCCUCGACGCUGAGCCGGGCCUGGAUGGGGCGGCAAACAGCUCUUUCCGCAGUGAGGAGCAACUCUGAGCAGGGUGUUGGCGUCUACUGGCAAGAUGGCAUCUCUGUUGCUUCGGAGUUAGAGGUUCUGCUUCUUUGGGGGAGAGUUUGUUGUUGCCUCCAGGGUGGAAGGAGCAGCGAUUUUGUGUUAUCCAGGCCUUUUUUUCCAGCCGGAACUCAAUUCUGGUACCUCUCAGGUGGGCGCCGUUGCCAUUAUAAGAGAACAAGCGAGGCAUUCGUGGUGAGUUCUGGCACCUCUUUUUCUCAGAAAAAUAGCACUGGUGCCAUCCAUGCUGUCUACACAGAGGUGGCAACUGUUUUCUUCAAAGGCUCUGUCAUUUUCACGGACCUUCGCCCAGCUCUAUUCCUGCUGCCUCUGGGGCAGAAGGGGAGCGAUUCUGAACUUUCAGCGCUGGGGAAUUUGAACUAGUCCACUCCCCUGAUCUUUCGUGGCCUGAGAGAGGGUGCACAGACAGAUCUGACACCUGGACCACCAUUUUGAACUGUGCUCUACCAGGGCUGGACUUGCCAUUAGGCAGAACGAGGCAGCGGAUGCAGACAGUUAAGAAGCAGCAGCAAAAUGUUAGAGGACAGGACCCAAUGUCCUUGGCUGUCGUGAACAACACUGGUCCAUCGUCACCAGUGCUGAAGUAAUGCUCAACGUUGAGUCCAAUCUGAUUCUGUACGUGGAUUGGACGCAGGGCCAGUGAAGGGUGUGGCCUGGGGAGAGGGGGUGUGGCCUGGGGAUACUUCCAAGGGUCAGAGAGAGAGAGAGUUGGGGUGGGGGGGAAUUCAGACUCCGAGCCUGAAGUUCCUCAUUACCAUCCUACAACAUUGUUUCUUCUCCAGCAAAAUGUCUUGGCUCAAUCCUGUACUCUACACACACCCUUUGGGGAGAGGACUGCAAAGAACUUGUGUCAUCGUCACUCUUAACUCCCCAAGUGCCCAGUCAAAGCCCCGUGGACCAGUUCAGUCAGCUCAAGAAGAAGCCAUGUAUUCAGAUCCUGCCAAAUUGUCAUUUCCAAUUCUUUCUUCUUUUGAAAAGGAUGGCUGCUCUUGGGAGGGAUGUGAAGAUGGUCUUUUAAGAUGUUGCAAGAAUCUAUGUUUAUUUAUGUAUUUAUUAUUAGAGGUUUUUAAACUAAUAAAAUAAAAUAACAUUACAGAGGUACAAAAGUUCAGAGAUGCCUACAACUAGCGGUGGGGGAGAAAUUUGAUUCAGUUCACAUUUAUAGGUGAAUCUACCUCUGGGAAGAGACACAGCUCAGUAGACAGAGCUUCCGCUUGGUAGGCAGAAGGUCCCAGGUUCAAUCCCUGGCAUUUCCAGUUAGGAUUGGGAAAAUACUCCUGGUCUGAAAUCCUGGAGAGCUGCUGCCAGUCAGUGUAAGCCAGGGGUUCCCAACAAAAUUUUCUCGAGGACCCCUCAUGGAGCCACUAUUGUGACAAGGACCCCCAUUAAUUCCUAAUCCUAAAAUUAAAAAGUGAGAGCCAAAUUAAGAGUCUUUUUAUAUUUUAUAUUUAUACGUUUUUUACAGUUACAACAGAGUACUCCAUCAGUAUACAGUUAGUUUUAAUUUUCAGUUCUUAAUGAGAUGAGUUAAAUCUGUCCUUUGAGUCCAUUAUUUCUGAAAUAUUAGGUUCCAAACUUGAAACUUUCACUCUGAAAUCCGACCGCAUGUCGAACCGAUUCCUAUAUUUGUUUUUCAUGAAACACAUGGAAGAAAAUGCUUGCUCACACCAAUACGUGGUUGCAAAUGGAAGGAUCUUUUUCAUUGCCUUAUCUCCAAGUUUCUUGUAGUCCUUGCGGCAUACAGCAGAACUACUGCCUCUAUCUAAUUCUAGUUUUGCGCUAGACUCUGCUCAUGCAGGAAGCGGCCAAAACAAAAAAUCUGUUAUCAUACGAAAUAUAUUUAAUAUAUUUUUUAUUCUAAUAGGAUCUUGAGGACCCCUCUGGCAUAGCUCGCGGACCCCUGGGGGUCCCCGGACCACCUGUUGGGAACCACUGGUGUAAGCAAUACUGUGCUAGAUGGGACAUUGGUCUAACUCAGCAUAUGGGAGCUUCCUAUGUUCCUACCUAAUUUGAAACUUUCCCAAAACAAAGCUCAAAAACGGUCCCAUUGUUUGAAAUUUGCACUUCAAGCAGUUCUCCAAGUCAUGUGUAGAAAAAUGCUUAUGCUAGACAAAGCUACUUCUGGCGAACCAGAGCAGCGCACGGAAACACCGUUUACCUUCCCGCCGGAGCUCACCCCAUUGCAGGGAUUCGAACCGCCGACCUUCUGAUCAGCAAGCCCUAGACUCUGUGGUUUAACCCACAGCGCCACCUGGGUCCCUUAUUAGAGGAAAUAGAUUUACACAAAUGCUUAUAUUAGGCACAAUUGCACACCAGCAUGUGUGCAUUAGGAGGAAUUCGACUAAAAUGCUGAUAAAUUUUAAUGAGUGCAAACUGAUAUUGAAAUGGGGAGAACUGAAUUUAAUACAGUAUUAGAAAAAUGAGAAAUGGAUAAAAAACAAAAACAAAAUGGGCAGAUUUGCUCAUUUGAUGCUCACUCCAAGCCAGAUAUUCUCAUAACUGCACAUUGCUGUCGAUUGAUUGUUGCUGGAGGAAUCGGAGUAGAGUUAAAACCUUAAACGUCAUUUCCUGGCGUGCCUUCGUUCCUUAUUAAUCUUUUCUUUCCAGAGAACCUCAGAUGAGUUAUGGCAGCCUUACCUGACCUGCUGCCCAUCCCUUCAGAUGUUUUGGAACUACAACUCCCAUCAGGCAGAGCCAGCCUGGUGAGUUGUAGUCCAAACCAUCUGGAGGGCACCAAGUUGGAGAAUGUGGAGUCAAUUGAAUGUGGUUGACUCUUUCCACACACACACACACACACACACACACACACACACACACACACACGUGUCGUUGCAUCAGGACUAGAGUUUCCGUUGGCGGCUAUCCUUGGCAGAGUUCACAGGCUUUUGGGCUGUGUCCUGGAAAACUCAGUGUUUUCCAGAUGUGAGUUGUUGAAGGAAGGCAUGGGAACGGUGGGAAUUGGGGAGUGCCUGCCUCUUGGCCGAGCUGGGACAACAUGUACCCAUAGGCCUCUGGGAAUAUGGUAGGGUUGAGGAGGUGGGGACUUUCCCUCCCUGAGCAUCUCUUGGAUGCCUGCCUACCUCAAAAAGCAGAUGUGAGAAAGUCUUCCCAGAGUGAGGCCUGUCCUGUCUUGGGUUCUGAGUCAAACCUGGCCCCAUCUGCACCAUGCGUUUAAAGCAGUAUCAUACCACUGUCAUGGCUUCCCCCAAAGAAUCCUGGGAGCUGUGGUUUGUUAAAGGUGCUGAGAGAGUUUAGGAGACCCCUGUUCCUCUCACAGAGCUACAAUUCCCCAAGUGGUUUAACAGUCCAUACCUCUUCCUGGGGAACUCUGGGAAUUGUAGCCCUGUGAGAGGAAUUAGCGGGUAAUAGUUUUGGACCCCACCGGCACCCUGCUUCAUACCACUUUAAAUAGUUAUGUUUUCCCUCAAAUCCUGGGAACUGUCGUUGGUUAAGGGUGCUGAGAGUUGAUAGGAAGCCCCUAAUCCCCCCACCGACCUACAGUUUCUUGGGGAGAUGGAUUAACGGUUAAACUGGAACUGUACAUCUGUGAGGGGAAUAUGGAGCCAAUGGUUUGACUCAGUAUAAGGCAACUUCCUGUGUUCCUUUAGAUGUCUUAAUGCAGACCUCUGUAAAUAAGAAGUAAAUUUGCAUGGAGGCUUAGAUGAGGUUUAAUUUCUUCACACCAUCGUCAGUAAUGCCCUCUUUGACCCGGGCAUUGAAGGUGAUGUAAACAAGGCAACGUGUCUUUGUGAAAUUCCUGCUUCUUGAUGGCUAGGCGGUGUUGGCAGGAAAUGGUUGGCAUGAAAACAUACGUAACAAGUUCCCCUUUGGGUGGAUCAGUCACAUCUGUGUGUGCCGGCACACUCAGGCAGAGCAACGGCUGGCAAAUUGUUGCACAGCACAAUCACAUUCAUUCUUCCACGUUCAUUGUUGGUUUCAACAUCACCUUCAGUCAUAGAAUCAAAGAGUUGGAAGAGACCACAAGGGCCAUCCAAUCCAACCCCCUGCCAAGCAGGAAACACCAUCAAAGCAUUCCUGACAGAUGGCUGUCAAGCCUCUGCUUAAAGACCUCCAAAGAGGGGGACUCCAACACACUCCUUGGCAGCAAAUUCCACUGUCGAACAGCUCUUACUGUCAGGAAGUUCUUCCUAAUGUUUAGGUGGAAUCUUCUUUCAGUGGGGAAAACCUUGUGACUGUGCACACACCACACACUUAGAGCACACACAAACCCCGCACAAAGCACCCUGGGAACUCUAGUUAGUUUUGGGUGUUGGGAAUUGUCGUUCCUGCUCUCAAAGACAGGCCAGACCCACAAGCAGGGUGCCUGUUGUGGAUUGUAAGGUGCAGGCCAGGUUGGUAUGAGCAACCUGACCCCAAACCAGGGCUUUUUUCAGCCAGAACUCAGUUCUGGCACCUCUCAGGUGGUUGCCAUUGCCAUUUUAAGAGAACAAGGGAGGCGUUCAUGGAGAGAUCUGGUGCCUCUUUUUCCAGAAAAAUAGCACUGCCCCAACCCAUUUUGGGCAGGGGUGUAGAACCUUUUUAUUCCUGGAGGCCACAUUCCUUUCUGGGUAAGCUUCCUGGCGGCACAUGCCUGUGGAGGGCAAUGCCAGAGGCAAAAGUGGAUUGGUCAACAAACCUAAAAUAUACCCUUCUACAGUAGGCCGGUUUGUGCACACAUCUCUCCAGUCAGGCAAGGAAGAAGCAUCCCAGUCACGCAAAAACACUUGAGGGUUAUAAGCUUUAAGAAGUAAUUUGGUAGAAAAAGAGACCGUUAAUGGUCAGACUAGUUUCUUUGUGAAGCAAAUAGCCUAGGUCAGGUCUGCUCCUUAUCCACUUUGUAAUGUAAACUGGAGCCACUGUGUUUGGAUCUACUGACUGAAGAGAUGGAAGAUACUUCUGAAAUAAGAGAUGAAAUAAAUAACCUAGCCAGGUCUGUUCAUUAUCCACUUUGUAAUGCAAACUUGGG